GUUUGCAAUCUUUUUGCAACCACCAUGUUUUGAUAAGCAUACAAAAUUAAAAAAAACAGUAUUUGUUAGAUUCUCGCUUUCAGCCCUUCCAAGGAAAAAAAUUCUCAUAAAUGAAAUUGCGAUAAAAACAACAAAAGAAAUACAUAAUCAGCUAAAAUUUUGUUGCUGUCAUAUCGAUUUAUUUUGGACUUUCAUUUUCAAUCAGUCGAUAAUAAACACUCAGCUAACGAGGAGGGCUGUUUUCACAGCUGUUUGGUUUGUUAUUAUUUGUAGUCUCUGCUAUUUUUUUUUACAAUGGAAUAUAUAGUUGAAAUAUUCUGUUCUUCAAUCAUUUUUGGAUAUUUAUUUUAUAAAUGGGCAAAUAAAAAUUUUAACUAUUUUUCCAAACUCAAUAUUGCACAUGAAAAACCGGUGUUUUUAAUCGGUAACAAUCUACCGGUGUUAGAAGGAAGAGAAUCUAGUCCAGAAUUUUUGAUAAGACUUCACAAUCAGUUUAAAGAUGAAAAAAUCUACGGCUAUUAUGAAUUUCGAACUCCCAAUCUUAUCAUUCGUGAUCGAGAGCUUAUUGAAAAAAUUACCAACAAUGUUCCAAAUUUUUUGAAUUCUUCACAAAAUAAAGCAUUUUUGAGCGAUGAUACAACGGGAAAUAUGAUUUCUGUAUUGCAAGAUAAAAAAUAUCUUGAUAUGUCAUUAAUGUCAGAGCACAUUUUCAUGGAAGACAAAAUAAGUCAAGUUUUCACCAUAAUAAUGGAAUGCAAUAAAGCAGCUAUUAAAUAUCUUAAAGACACAAUUAAGGCUGAAGGAAAAGAAAUUGAUCUUGAAGACUAUUUUCAUCGAUAUUCAAAUGAUGUUGUAGCUGCUGCUGCAUUUGGUAUGGAAAUAAAUUCCUACAAAUAUAAAGACAAUAAAUUCUCAACCAGUGCUUCGAAUCUUUUAAGAAGUAGAAGUCUUUUUGCUGCAAUUAAAUCGUUUUAUUUAACAAUUACUCCAUAUGUUUAUAGGAUCUACCGAUUAAAUAGAGUUUACAUAAAAAUUUUGAAGUUUUUGAGAAAUUUAAUUACUCGGAUAUUCGCAGGUCGUCAAAUAAAUAAAAUUGUCCCGAAAGACUCCAAUUCCAUGGAAGAGAAGAGUGAAGUUGAAUUUUCAAAUAUCGUAUCAGGCUUAAUAAGGAAAUUCAGUUCUACAAUCAAAGCAGUAGUUUUGAUAAUUUUCCCACAAAUCUCAAUUCUUAUCAACUUGGGAUAUUUUAUUCUAAAUAUUCGUUACUAUGUGAAAAGUUUUUUCAAGCCAAAAUCAAAAAAACUUCCAGAAGAAAAACCUCUUCUUGAAGAUGAUGCAGAUCCACAGGAUAAAAAUAAGAACCAAUUCUUGAGAAUAGGAGGAGCUAUUUGGAGAAGUAUUACAGGAGGAAUUAAAUCACUAAUUUUUUGCAUUUUCCCACAAGUCAUAUUGGUUCACCAAUUGUAUAUUUAUACAAAAACACUCAUCAAAUAUAUGAAAGGCAAAACUGUUCAACAGGAUGUUCUUCAUAAGAAAAAGAAACUAUCCAAAAUAGAUUCGGCUCUAUUGAAAUUAGAAAGAUUUAUUGUUGUUGUCAAAUUGUUUAUAUUGACAAAUUUCCCUGCAGUCUCAAAAAUUUUUAAAUUAAAAGCUUUUAAUACAAAAGCUUUAAAUUAUAUGAAAAGUAAAGCCAGCGAAACAAUCCAAGAACGUCAAAAUAAAAAAAUAAUUCGAUUGGAUAUGAUACAUCUAAUGCUCGAGGCUUGGAAAAAUGAAGAUGACAUCUUUGUAAAUGACAUCGAGAACCGUAACAGGAGUAAAUUUUCCGAAAACGAUUGGAUUGCCCAGUGCAUUAUGUUUAUAUUUGCCGGUAUUGAGCCAAUGACUAAUCUUUUGUGUAAUACUCUUUACGAGCUAAUGAAGAAUCCGGAAAUUCAAGAAAAACUCUACGAAGAGGUUUCAAAAAUGAAUGAACAACUAAAAGGUGCUGAUAUAUCAUAUGACUUAUUAAUAGACAAGAUGAAAUAUAUGAAUAUGGUUGUUAUGGAAUCACUUCGAAAAUGGCCUGAAGUACCGCUUCGGAAUAGAGUUUGUAGUAAACCCUAUACACUUAAAGAUAUUGAUGGUAAGAUUGUUCAAGAAUUCAAAACUGGUGACAAGUUAUAUUUUAACGUCUAUGGAAGUCAUUAUGAUGAAGAGAAUUUUGAAAAUCCUUUUACUUUUGAUCCCGAAAGAUUUAAUGAUGAGAACAUAUUGAAAAAGAAAACUUAUACAUAUUUUCCAUUUGGAUAUGGAGCAAAAGUCUGUAGAGGUAAAAAGUUUGGUCUUAUGGUAACGAAAAUUAUGCUGUACCAUUUGAUAUUGGAGUUUAAAAUUGAUUGUGGCACUAAAUCUACUAGGGAUUUAUUUGCAGCAACAAGAAAAAUUCAAUUGAAACAAUCAGAUUUCUUUUGGAUGAAAUUAUACCCAAGGAACAUUGAACCUAAACCAGAAUUGAAUUUACUAGGGGAAUCUAAACCAGAGCAGCCUAAGCCAGAUGAACCAGAACCAGAGGAACUUAAACCAGAGGAACCUGAAGCAGAGGAACCUAAAUCAGAAGAACCUAAAUCAGAGGAACCCAAACCAGAGGAAUUUGAAUCAGAGGAAACUGAACCAGAGGAAUCUGAGCCAGAGGAACAUGAAACAGAGGAACUUGAACAUGAACCAGAGGAACUUUAGUCAGAGGAAUCUAAGCCAGAAUUGACUGUACUAGAGGAAACACUUCAAUUCAACUUGUAAAAAAAAAUAUUCAAAAAGGCAUAAACCCUUAAUAGUUGUAGUUAAUGAA
This is a messenger RNA of Episyrphus balteatus (marmalade hoverfly), 2827 nucleotides long. Its product is annotated as cytochrome P450 9c1-like. Gene Ontology annotation, molecular function: iron ion binding; monooxygenase activity; heme binding. The transcript has 7 exons. The record is from RefSeq and is a predicted model, not a curated record. Bases 295 to 2718 code for a protein of 807 amino acids. Lineage: Eukaryota; Metazoa; Arthropoda; Insecta; Diptera; Syrphidae.